Molecule: messenger RNA, 642 nt
Organism: Acaulospora colombiana
Lineage: Eukaryota; Fungi; Glomeromycota; Glomeromycetes; Diversisporales; Acaulosporaceae
Source: the annotation of a GenBank genome assembly
AUGCAAGAUCAAAAACAACAGGAGAGUGAAUUUCAAGCUGGCAUUCCACCACGUUUAGUAUCUGUAUUUUACUCAGUUUUCGAUGAUGACAAAGGACCAAUAGUAUUACACGAGGUUCCCGAAGGUUCCAUUAUUCAAACGGAAUCUUCAACUCCUAUAAUUGACUUUAAUUCAAUAUCGGAUUAUAUUAUUCCAAAGGUUGAAUUAUGCGGCCAUCUAAUUACUAUAUGUACUGAUUCCCACAAGGUUAUGGGAUUUCCUGUAGUCCUAACAGGAGAUAAAUAUUUUAGAUUCACAUUUUUUUUUAAUCUGUGCUUUGUAUUUGAUCGCAAUGCCGAUACUUCAAGCUAUGAGCCUGUUGUGAGAAAAGUUGCGAGAAUAUUGCGUUCCUUGGAGAACGAAAGCGGAUUCUUGUACAAAAACAAAAGCGACUCUUUUAUGCAGAAUAUUAUCGAACAACUUCUUGAAGACCUUAACAAUUAUUGUGAAUGCCAAAUUCUUAUUGAUCAGUCAAACGCAAUAAACCUUAAACUAUAUCCAACUUACCGAAAUCCACCGCCAGUAUACGAUCACCAAGUACCGAUAUGUACUGUGAACCUUGCAGCUCUAAUGGAUGCUAAUUGGGAUAUAACGUUGAGAAAA